Messenger RNA from Notechis scutatus (mainland tiger snake), 2022 nucleotides. The record is from RefSeq and is a predicted model, not a curated record. NCBI's taxonomy places the organism in Eukaryota, Metazoa, Chordata, Lepidosauria, Squamata, Elapidae.
UAGCAGGAGAGAGGGAGGGAGAGAGGAAUAGAAAGAAGAGAAACAGAGAGACAGACGCGCAGCUGCUGCUGCCGCCGCCGCCGCCCGAGCGCUCCGGUCUCUCCGGGCUGCUCCCGCCGCCGCCGGAUGGAAGAAGCGGCCGCCACUCGCCCCUUCGCCUUCUUGCCCCCUCCUCGCGAGUAAGCCCCGCAGGGCGAGGAAGGAAGCGCGUGGGUUGCUAAAACGGGGCGAGGGCGAGUAGGAGCUGCCGCCGUCGCCGUCGCCGCCGCCAAGGAGCCGCCGGCUGCAACCGGGACUCGGAGCCAGCUUCCCCGCUGCCUGACUUAGGGGACCCCUCCCCGCUCUCCCCCAAAUCGCCGGGGCGGAGGGAGCGAGAAGGCGGGACACCCCCCCACCCCACCCAUCACCACUCUCCCUCCUUCCCCAGCGCCGGCCGUCACCCUCUCCAAUGCCAUCGCGGGCGCCGAGCCGGGCAGAGCGAUGGGGAAACUUCACUCCAAGCACGCUGCGGCUUGCAAACCUCGAGAAAGCCCCGAAGGUGAUAGCUUCGCCGUGAACGCCUCGCUGGUGCGGAAAGGGCUGGAGGAAUGGCCGGCGAACCCCAAAGGCUCUGAGGGCGGCGGCUUGGGGAUCCCGCAGGGCUGCCCCCAUCGGGCAUUUGGCAAGUGGUCCGGCCCCAGGGAGGCAGCUGGUGAAAUUUUCAGGGAGGCGCUUGAGAAUGAACAUUUUCAUCUCGAAGUUGCUCUGCCCCCGGAAAAGACAGAGGGAGCUUGCAGUGGUGAUGAAAAGAGAGCCGAAAAGGAAAUCGAUGGCCGCGCAAAUGCCAAGAAGCAGCUAAAAUUUGAGGAAUUGCAGUGUGAUGUAUCUGUUGAGGAAGACAACAGGCAAGAGUGGACCUUCACUCUCUACGAUUUUGACAACAAUGGCAGAGUCACUCGUGAGGAUAUUACAAGCCUGCUUCAUACCAUCUAUGAAGUUGUGGAUGCCUCUGUCAACCAUUCACCCAACUCUAGUAAAACUUUGAGAGUUAAGCUCACUGUUGCUCCAGAUGGUAGCCAGAAGAAGAGAAGCAUCAUGCUGAACCACACUGAUCUUCAAAGCUCAAGGCAUCGAGCAGAGAAUAAAGCUGGUGAAGAAGCAAGAAGUUGUGAGAAGAAGCCAAGGGGUUCCCUCAGGUAUCACCAUGGAGAAUCCAAGCCUGAACCGAAUGGAUGCUACCAUCACUGUGUUGAUGAAAACAUUGAAAGGAGGAACCACUAUUUAGAUCUUGCAGGAAUCGAAAACUACACAUCGAAGUUUGGGCCAGGCUCUCCACCGAUCACUCAGAAGCACAAUCCAACCGUUUGGGUUGCCAAUCAAACAAGAUCCCGUUCACAUGAGCCAGAGGUCUUCCAUGGCCACCAGCGGAGGUCCCCUGUGGUGGAUCCUGCCCAUAUCAACUUAAUGGAAGCUUCAUAUGCAAAGCUGGCAGAAAUUCAGCAGAGGCUGCGAAGUCAAGAGCCCAGCAGGCAUUUCGUGAAGUCUCCCAAGACUCAGAGCAAAAACACUGCUUCUAUUCACACCGGAAGGGCGAUGAGAAGUAAACCCAUCCAAGGAGUACCGGUUCCCGUGACUUCUCCUACUGCACGGGGAGGCCAGAACCUACCUUACCACCCCAUGCAGUCUCAGCAGACUUACAAGAAACAUAAGCAGAGGGCAAAAGAGACUCACCAGUUGUGCAAAAGCUUCCAAGCUCCCGGGAGAGUGAUGGAAAAAGAGCACGUCAGAGAUCUGCCUGCGGUCAUCUUGUAUGAAGGCCAAGUUGGGCAGAUGAUCCAGAGACAUGAGCAUCACCAUCAUCAUGAGCACCACCACCACUACCACCACUUCUACCAGACAUGAAAUGGACUCCUACCUUCUCCACCUCUUGGGAAAUUCUCCCACACAUGAAGGAAGGCAUGUUGUGGCCUCUUGGGGAAAAGAUUGGUGUUGUCCUUAUUCGUGUUAGUAUUGUUGCUAUAACACAGGGGUGUCAAACUCGAG